This is a messenger RNA of Gossypium raimondii (Peruvian cotton), 1832 nucleotides long. RefSeq lists its product as uncharacterized. The record is from RefSeq and is a predicted model, not a curated record. NCBI's taxonomy places the organism in Eukaryota, Viridiplantae, Streptophyta, Magnoliopsida, Malvales, Malvaceae. The transcript is spliced from 2 exons. The coding region runs from base 324 to 1595 and encodes 423 amino acids.
CCACAACUUUAAACUAUAACACACACAUGCACAAUCUCUGUUUGUCAACAAGUUUGACGCCCCUGUGUUCUUUCUCUGUAGUUUUGCUUUUCAUUACAACCAGAGUUUCCACUUCUUCUUGUUGGACAAAAUCAGGAAAAAAAAGCGCUCAGUUCUUAGCAAAUAAUAAAAAAUAAAACACCUCUAUUUUAGGGAUUGGGUUGUGUCCAAAUCUUGAAUUACAGCCGUCGAUUCCAACGAAAAUAUCAAAUUUUCUUCUUUUAUUUCUUGAUUUUGGAGUAAAAAAAGCCAGAGCCGAAGGUUCAUCUCCUUGGUGCUUUAUCAUGGAUUCCCCACAGUCAGUUGUUUCACCAUUCAAGAACUCUGUUGUAGCUGAGCCUGAGAAGCAGAAAACCGAGUUUUUCAGUAGGAACUCGGGUGGUUUGUUGUCAAACGGGUCCGAGGUUAACAAAAAGGAAGAGAAUUCCAUUGGCGUUCUUGAGGUUUAUGUUCAUCAGGCAAGAGAUAUCCAUAACAUCUGCAUUUACCACAAGCAGGAUGUGUAUGCUAAGCUUUGUCUCACCUCUGACCCCGAAAGCACGGUUUCCACCAAGAUCAUCAAUGGCGGUGGGAGGAACCCGGUGUUCAAUGAUAAUCUACGCCUCAAUGUUCGAACUGUUGAUUCCUCCCUCAAAAUCGAGAUAUUCAUGAUGAGUAGAGUGAGGAAUUAUCUUGAAGACCAGUUGUUGGGAUUUGCAUUGGUGCCACUGUCUGAAGUGCUCCUCAAGAAUGGGAAGUUGGAGAAAGAAUUCUCUCUUUCUUCAACUGAUCUGUUCCAUUCACCUGCUGGUUUUGUCCAGUUGUCUCUUGCAUAUGCUGGAUUAUCUCCUGAAGUAAUGGCUAUUCCUGCUAUGCCUAGAGAUGUGGCUGCUGAUGAAACUGUGAAGGAUUCAGAAACAGGUGAGUGUGAGUUGGAAAAGAUUGAGUUCCCGGAUCCCAUAAUCGCGAAUGAGAACCAGAUGAUGGUUUCCGAGUAUAUCGGGAUCCAAUGUUCUAAUUUGGACUCUGAAAGUUCCGAAAGUUUGGGCACCUCUGAUGCUGAGAGUCAAAUUAGUUCAGACAUGGGCGCUCGUUUAAUGGAGAGCUUCUCUACUGCUACAGUCAAUUCCAUCCAAGCCCCCAAGCUCGAUUCUCCUCCGAGCAGCGUGUCAACCUACGGGGUUUCAUCUCCUUCAGCUGGUGCAAGCUCUGAGUCCUUCGAUGGUCUGGCUGCUUCGAAAACUUCUACUCAGGAACACAUUUCAGCCCCGAAAGAAAAAGCUGUGGAUGUUGGAGAUGUUGACAGCCAUUCUUCAGGGGCACAAAGUGAUUCCAUCGUGAAACCUGUUGUUUCUGUUAACAUUGAGCCCGAGCAAAAGCUGGUGCAGCAAGACAUAGUAGACAUGUACAUGAAAAGCAUGCAGCAAUUUACCGAGUCAUUGGCUAAGAUGAAACUGCCUCUGGACAUCGACAGUGGACCGACCAAAUCGGAGAAUUCAAGUACCACUGAUCAGAAAAUACAGGCAUCGAAAAACACUGGCUCCCGAGUGUUCUACGGAAGCAGGGCUUUUUUCUAAGCUUCCUGAUCCUCUAUUCAAAGGAAGACACACAGGUGACUUUAGAAUUUUAGGGUGGAGACUAAUACUACUAAUAGUGAAAUGUAAUAAUAAUGUAUCAUGUAAUGUGGUCUUUUCCUUUGUAUGUCAACAUGCUUUAGAUGAGAGGAGGCAAAAAUCAUGACUCUGUACUGUUAUUAGCUUUGUUCCAUUGCAGUUGCUGUUAGUAUAUAUGAACCUUUCCGUUUUUUUCUAUAA